Molecule: messenger RNA, 237 nt
Organism: Pyricularia oryzae 70-15
Lineage: Eukaryota; Fungi; Ascomycota; Sordariomycetes; Magnaporthales; Pyriculariaceae
Exons: 2
Coding region: 1-237 (78 amino acids)
Source: RefSeq, a predicted model, not a curated record
AUGACCAUGAACAUCAAGACACUCCCUCGAUCGACAGUGAGCCUGACCUGCCUGCUACUUGAUAGUAACAUCUCAUGGGCAGUAAGGGGACCGUUAAUAUCUCGAGGCAGACCUCCUUCUAAAACUAAAAGUAGACUGGUGCUGCGAAUGUUUGACCUUGUGAUCAUAAGUGAUAGGCUCUCCCUCUCCAUGCCCAGAGAUAGUCAGGCAAGUCAGGCAAACGUGGGGAGGGGGUGA